This is a messenger RNA of Dunckerocampus dactyliophorus (ringed pipefish), 7924 nucleotides long. RefSeq names its product ATP-binding cassette, sub-family C (CFTR/MRP), member 10 (gene abcc10). Lineage: Eukaryota; Metazoa; Chordata; Actinopteri; Syngnathiformes; Syngnathidae. Gene Ontology annotation, biological process: transmembrane transport. Gene Ontology annotation, cellular component: membrane. The transcript is spliced from 22 exons. The record is from RefSeq and is a predicted model, not a curated record. Gene Ontology annotation, molecular function: ABC-type transporter activity; ATP binding; ATP hydrolysis activity. The coding region runs from base 140 to 4753 and encodes 1537 amino acids.
CAAGCUGCUUGUUUACGUCAUCAACAAUCGACACUUGUGCGCUGUUCUUUCAAAAGAACACCGAUCUUACUUAACGUUUUCUGCCAUAAUUUGUCUCGGUUAAAGCUGCAAUAUGGCGGUCAAAUAAAAAGAAGAAGGGAUGAGGGGCUUUUGGCCUACAGAGCUGGUUGCCAGGCUCUGUCAUGGCGAUGAACGGAAUCCUUUCCCGGUGUGGCAGGAUGGACACGUCAGCGUCUGUUUCAACCAGCUGCUUCUUGGAGUCUUACCUCACGUCAUCAUGGCCACUCUCAGCGCCUUCUACCUCGGCAUGGCCACGAGCGCCCCCCUCCCUACGUUCAUCUCCGGCGGCUGGACGUUGCGUCUGGUUUCGACUCUGCUGGCGGCGCUGCUCUUCGCUGCUGAUGUCAUCGUGGCGGGCGUGGCCCAGCAGGCGGACAUGUACCUGGAUGUCCUCGGUGGCAGCAGCAGCGCUCUGGCCUGGCUGGUUCACGUCGGCGCCAUAGCGACGCUCCGGCGGACAGUCACUUUCAGGAGGACACGAGGACCCUCACUGCUGCCUCUGUCAGUCCUUCUCUGUGUGCCAAACAUGGUGGUCACCUUGAUGUUCUACCUUUCCAAAAAGGAGGACUAUCUGACCCCGUCCAAACCAUUCCACUUCACACGUUUGGUGUUGGCUUGCACCCGGAUGCUUCCCAUCCUUCUCUAUCUGCUGGGCGUGGCGUGUCCCUGCAUCCGUGAGACUGCACACACUCUUCACAUCCAAGAUGUGGACAGAUUGCCUCUCAUUCCAGAAGACUCUGAGCUGGACACUGGUGAGAUGGUGGCGGAGGACGGCAGCAGUUGUGUCUCCAGCCUCUUCUACCUAUGGCUGACCCCCCUCCUCAGGCGUGGGCAGAGAGGACAGCUGGACCGACCAUCUGACGUUUAUCACCUCCCCCACAGCCUUCGCACCAGCGUGAUUCGCAGAUGCUUUCACCAGAGCUGGACAGCAUGUCGCAGGGGGGCUGCGGCCAUGCAGGAUCAUUGGCCCCGCCCGGUUCAGAAUGGCAGCGGGGUUCUUCAUUAUCAGGAGGAACCACUGGAGCUGGAAGGCGAUGUGAGCCUGCUCCGGGUUCUGCACACGGCCUUCGGAACGCGCUAUUACGUUCUGGGUUUGCUGAAACUGGUGUUGAACUUGCUGAGGCUCUCUGGGCCGCUCCUCCUCAACAUCCUGGUUAGCUUCAUGGAGGAAGAGGAUGCUCCAGCCAGCAGGGGGGCCUGGUGCGCCGCCGCCCUCAUUGCCAGCACACUCCUGUGCUCCUUCCUCCAGAACAUCUUUGUCUUCAGAAUCUCCAAGGUGGCGCUGUCCGCUCGCGCUGCGCUUGUGUCGGCCAUCUAUAGCAAAUCUCUGCGAGUCGGCGGCGCGGGACUGGCCGGCUUCACCCUUGGGGAGGUGGUGAACCUGAUGAGCACGGACACGGACCGAGUGGUCAAUUUCUUCAACACCUUUCAUGAGCUGUGGAGCCUCCCCUUCCGGCUGGCCAUCACCCUCUACCUGCUCUACCUGCAGGUGGACAUCGCCUUUCUAGGUGGCCUGGGUGUGGCGCUACUGCUGGUCCCCUUCAACAAGUUCCUGGCCUCUCGUAUACUUAGCAACAACCAGGACAUGCUCAGGUACAAGGACAGCCGGGUUAAGCUGAUGACAGAGAUCCUCUUCGGGAUUCGGGUCAUCAAGUUCUACAGCUGGGAGGCUUACUUCACUCAGAAGGUGUCAGAGUGCCGCCAGGGGGAGCUGAGUCAUCUCAAGGCCAUUAAGUACCUGGAUGCCAUGUGUGUGUACACCUGGGCUGCCCUGCCUGUGGUCAUCUCCAUCCUCACCUUCGUCACGUAUGUGCUGCUGGGACACCAGCUGACCGCCGCCAAGGUGUUCACCACGCUUGCUUUGGUGGGAAUGCUGAUCAAUCCGCUCAACGCCUUCCCGUGGGUGCUGAACAGCAUCCUGGAUGCCAAGGUGUCAUUGCAGAGAAUCCAGCGCUUCUUCAAACUGACCAAUCAGGAUCUUCAGGCAUACUAUGCGCUGGUGACACCUGAAGACGACCACACGGUGGUGCUGUUGUGUCAAGCUACGUUCAGCUGGCAUCAGGACACAGAAGAAGAACACAGCACCACUGCUGGUAGUCUGCUGCUGCACAAUCUCAAUCUAAAAAUAAAAAAGGGUUCCCUGACUGUGGUGGUUGGCAAGGUGGGAUGUGGGAAGAGUUCCCUGCUGGCCGCCCUCACAGGAGAACUCAGCAGGCACAGUGGCGUGGUAUACGUUGCAGACCGCGAAUCCGGUUUCGGUCUGGCAUCACAGGAGCCGUGGAUCCAGCACGCAUCUGUGCGGGACAACAUCCUGUUUGGGAAAGAGCACGAUGCGGCUUUCUACCAGGCUGUUAUUGAAGCCUGCGCUUUGUCAGAUGACCUCAGUAUUUUGCAGGACGGCGACCGCACAGAAGUGGGAGAGAACGGCAUCACUCUGAGUGGAGGUCAGAAGGCUCGACUGGCACUUGCCAGAGCUGUUUACAUGGAUAAAGACAUCUACCUCCUGGACGACCCUUUAGCGGCAGUAGACGUGCAUGUGGCCCAGCACCUCAUGCAGAAAUGCAUCAUGGAGCUGCUUGCGGGAAAGACCAGAAUCCUUUGCACGCACCGCAUAGAGCUGGUGGACCAAGCCGACGUGGUGGUCCUCAUGGAUAAUGGGACCAUUAUCAAGACGGGAUCACCAGCGGAGAUCCUUCCUUUGAUAGAAGCUGCGCCAAAGCAACACAAGAAUGAGCAGAACGCCAAAGAAAAAGGUGAAGAGGAGGAGGAAGAAGAAGAACAUCUUUCCUCCAGCCAGCUGUGUGUGGAUGACGGUGACGAUGCCGAUCUUUCAGGGGUGGAGAAGAAGCAGGCCGGCAGCCUGGCGUGGAAAGUCUACCAGACCUACUGGGCUGCAGUGGGCGGAGCCUUGGCCAUGUCCAUUUUGAUGUUUCUGCUGGCCAUGCAAGCCUCCAAGAACGUGUCAGACUGGUGGUUGUCUCACUGGAUCUCUGAGCUGAAGAACACCUCUGGGGUGAACCACUCCUCCUCUAGUGUCCUCACCACGCCUCACCUGCUGCUCUUCUCACCUGCAGGCCUCAUGUCAGCUCUGUGGUUGCCUCAAGCGUCCUCUGCCAACCUGAGCGGCGAAGUCCGGUUUUACCUGACUGUGUACGGCUGCAUCGCUGCGGCUAACACAGUCUUCACUGCCCUCAGAGCCUUCCUCUUCGCUUACGGCGCCAUCAGUGCCGCCACCGUCAUCCACAAUAGACUCCUUGACCGAGUUCUCAAGGCUACAGUGACCUUCUUUGACACCACGCCGCUGGGUCGCAUCCUCAACCGCUUCUCCUCGGACCUGUACAGCGUGGACGACAGUCUGCCCUUCAUCCUGAACAUCCUGCUGGCCAACGUCUUCGGCCUGCUGGGCAUGCUGGUGAUGAUGACCUACGGGCUGCCGUGGCUCCUACUGGCCCUGCUUCCUCUGGCGCUGCUGUACCACCGCACGCAGCUCUUCUACCGGCACACCUCCAGGGAGCUGAAGCGCCUGUGCAGCAUCACGCUUUCGCCCGUCUACUCGCACUUCACGGAGACAUUGAGCGGCCUCAGCACCAUCCGGGCCAGCCGCAGCUGCGCCAGGUUUGAAGAGGAGAGCCUCCACCGGUUGGAACAGAACCAACGCUGCGUGUUCCUCAGCAAAGCCGCCAUGCAGUGGCUGGACAUCCGCCUGCAGCUGAUUGGCGUUGCCGUGGUGACGUGCCUCAGUGUCAUUGCUGUCAUUCAGCACCAGUUUAAUGCUGGGGAGCCAGGCCUCGUGGGUCUGUCUCUGUCCUACGCUCUGUCCAUCACCGCCCUGCUGUCUGGCCUCAUCUUCAGUUUCACUCAGACUGAGAUGCAGCUGGUGAGCGUGGAGCGAGCUGAAGAGUAUUCCAGCGAGCUUCCAUCGGAACCUCAGCAGCAGAACACGCAAUUGGCGCCAUCGUGGCCAGAACUGGGUCGCGUGGAGUUCCGCCAUGUGGUUUUGGUGUACAGGGAGGGUCUUCCCAACGCCUUGGAUGGUGUGAGUCUACUGGUGCGACCCAGUGAGAAAGUGGGCAUCGUGGGUCGUACGGGUUCUGGAAAGUCCACUUUAUUUCUGGCCCUGUUCCGCAUGGUGGAGGUCAGUCAGGGUCAAAUUCUCCUGGAUGGGCGGGACAUCAGCAGUGUGGGUGUGGCUCAGCUCAGGUCAAGGCUGGCCAUCAUUCCUCAAGACCCUUUUCUGUUCAGCGGGACCAUCAGAGAGAAUCUGGACCCCUGUAGGCAACACCAGGACCAGCAACUCCUGGAGGUCUUGGACCAGUGUCACCUCACAACAUUGGUCAACAGGAUGGGUGGUCUGGAUGCAAAGGUGGAGGACAGAGGCAAGUCCUUCUCAGUGGGACAGAGACAGCUGCUGUGUUUGUCCAGAGCACUGCUGACUCAGGCCAAGGUCCUGUGUGUGGAUGAAGCCACGGCCAGCGUGGACCAAAAGACGGACCAACUGUUGCAGAAGACCAUCAGAGAGAGAUUCCAGGACAAGACUGUCCUCACCAUCGCACACAGGUUGAACACCAUCAUGGAUUGUGAGCGUGUGCUGGUGAUGCAUGCUGGGAAGGUAGUGGACUUUGACACCCCAGCAGCUCUUUGCCAGAAGGAAGACUCCAUCUUUGGCCGGUUCCUCAGUGAGGUGACAAAGUGACAACAAAGACUCUAACAGGAAGGAGACAAUCUUCCUUUUUUUUUAUAACCUUUUUUUUUUUAAUCUCUAAAUCUUUCUGAUUAUGUUGGACAGUGAAUGCGGCAAAAUGUUUUGUCCGCUUUUACUGUGAGUACUUCCUACUUGAUGAACAUUAAGCCUUCAGUGUUCUACCACCAGGUGAACAUGAAACUGACAUGUUCAGCAGAACGCUGCUACUGCACAUGUGCAGGUGCUUUUGUUUUGGGCCGUCAUCGAGAUGCUGAAACGCUGAUGACUUCCUGUCGCAACCACAAAGUACAAAGAAGGAGUGGUUUGCCACUUCUUGUUAGUGGAGAAAAAGUAUUUCACUGUGGUGACUUGUGAGUGCAGCGAACAUUAGAAUGUACAUAGGAAGCCAAACAUCUAUUGUAAGGAAGGUUAAAUGUUUUCCAGCAAGGGCCACAUAGUGAAAAAUGGAAGGAUUCAAGGGCCACUUUGAUAUUUUGUAGAGGAACACAUGUAGAUACGCUAGGAAGUUUUAUACUGUAUAUUUCGAGAAAGAAAUGCAUCUCAGCUUUGUGAUAUUGGUGAAAAAGCCUAUUAUUAGUAUCAACUUUACUCCCAUUUUUACGGUGGGUUUUUCAUCCAUUUUCCAAAUAUUUCCCAUUUCCUCCAGUACAUUUUUUUCUCGUAAUUCUGACUUCAUUUUGACUUUAUUCUCUGACUUUCUAAAUUUCCAAAAAUGACUUUAUUCAUUGUGUUUGUUUCUCAUAUUACACUUCUAAGAAAAUAUUGUUCUUUUUUCUUUGCUAUUUCAACUCUAUGCUACUAAAAUUAUGUUAUUCAUCCUCAUAUUACGAGUUUAUUCUCAUAAAACUGACUUUUUCUUGUUAGAAUAUGACUUUUUUUUCCUCUUAAUGUUUCAACUUUUGUCCUCAAAAAACGACUGCUGUUUUUUCCGGUUUUGCUUUUUUCAUUUUCCAGCUAUUUCAACUUUCUUCCUGUAAAUUUUCUUCUUAUAAUUAUGACUGUAUUCCCAUAAUAGUUUGACUUUAUUAUAAAAUUACUGCUGAUUUUGCGGGUUUUUUACAUUUUUUUGUGUUUUUAGUUUUCCUGUAAAGCUAUACUUUUAGAAAGUGCUGCGGGGCAAUGAAAAAAACAGUCGUGGGCCGCAAAUCGCCAUCCAUCCAUCCAUCUUCUAUGCCUAUUAACCUCACUAUGGUCACAGAGGUAUGCUGGAGCCUAUCUCAGCUGAUUUCGGGUGAGAGGUGGGGUACAUCCUGGACUGGUCACCAGCCAAUCGCUGGGCUGGCAUUGUGACUCAAACGAUAUUUAAUUCAUUGGCUCUUUUUAGAAGAUCAGCUCCAUCUGCUGGAUCUGGUGGGUCACUGCCCUGUGCGGCAAGUAACGUUAGUGUAAUCCUACUAACCAUACAGUAUGUGUCCUACGAUCACAUAGAGUGGUACCUCAUUGUUCCACAACAGGGGUGCUGAAAAUGAAAAUGACCAAAAUACCAAAGCUCUACCUCCUACUAUAAAUAUAGAAAAUCGAUAUAUUUACAAUAAAUAUGAGUAUUUAGAUCCAUUGUACAGGAGAUGUAUAUCAGGGGUGCACACACUUUUUCACAUGCAAGUUACAAGUCCACAUGAGCUAUCUCUUACUAUAAAACAUAUACUGUAUAUAUAAAAUCUAACCGCUAAACUAAUGAUUAGUAUUUCACAUUCAGUUUCAAAGUUUACAGGUCAUCAAAGCAGUUAUCAUUCACAAAUAAUUCAAUUCAAAAUGGCAAUAAAGAUAAUGACACACAAUUCCUCAAUAGUUGUGUACAUAACCUGAGUAGUAUGUCAGUCAAAAUAGCCACGUAGCGUUCAUUAGGACACACAGUUCAUGUAUUAGCCACUUAGCAUUUGCUAUCAAACAAUACCGAUAUACAAGAAAUGAAAAUGAUUAUGCAAAAGUCAAUACAGCCAAAGUCAAGGCAACAUAUUGAAAAUAUUUCAGCAAUAGACACAUUUUCCAAUUCAUCAUGAAGUAAUAGUCUAACAAACAGAAGUGUAGAAAAUACACAUUUCUGUAGUGGAGUUCAUGACGGGAAGCAAAGCCAUUCACUUUUUUUUCUACAUAACUAGCCGCUACAAGUGAACGGAUAACUUUUGUUGUAGAUAUAGACCUCUUACUGCUGAGUUAGUCUGUGUUUAAUGGGAAUAAUAAAGGUGAAAGUUGGAUAGCCUGUGGCCAUCUUGAGUCCCUCCAGCAUAAGGGUUGCACAAUGUGUUACAAACAAUGAAUAAUAGAAGCAUAAAGGUGACUAAAGGGGUGUUAUACCAUGUCUACAGGGCUCUAAUAAUGUUAAAAAACGUAUUUAAAAAGUCAUAAACAGGUUUUCUAUGCCCUAACUCUGCAACCAAUUAACUAGUGCAAACGAGGAUAAAAUUAGAUUGUGGCAAAAAUUCUAAUGGAAAAGGUUCUAAUUUUACGAGAAUAAAGUCAAAGUAUUAUUGGAGUAAAGGCAUCAUUACAAGAAGAACAUUUACAAGGAGAAAGUUGGAAGUAGUUGUAAAAUAAAUGAAAAAAAGCUGAAAUUUUAUGAGAAUAAAAUCAUAAUAUUACGAGAAGAGCAUUGACAAAGAUUAUUUAAGAAAUUUGAAAUACUUGGAAAAUAGUAAUAAUGCACUUUUUCACAACUUCUUAGUGUGUUUAUACAAGUACUUUACAAAAUAGUGGCUCUUGCAUCCUUUCAUUUUUCACUAUGUGGCCCUCGCUGGAAAAACUUGUGUUCUAGAUGGAGUGUAGUUUAAAAAAAAAAAAAGGUGCAAGAACAACUUGUUAUUUUGUACACAAGACGCUUCUUUGCCUGACGUCAUGUUUAGAAUAAACGUCUUCCAAUGAAGUCAUGUUUGUCUUUCUACUUUGUCGCAGGGGUGAAGGCGACACUGGAGCUCCAGUGGAUGCAGACAUGGGGUUGUUGGGAUUGUUGGGAUUGUUGGGAGUGUGUGCUGCACCUUUAAGGGCGUCUUCUUCUAUAAGCACUGCUUGUUCUCUGUGCAUCCAACAGCUCAUAAUGGCAGUGACUCAGUGUCAAUGCCUGCCGACAGUCGGGGUGUGGCGGUUUCUCUCACACACACACACACACACACGUUGUACUCAACGUCACCUGUGUGUGUGCGUGGUUCUCUUGUCAGCUGACAUGAA